GGAGGAACUAUCGAAUCGAGUGUCUGGUCAUGUGCCUGGCAGAUAGCCUUUAUUCAGCGAUCAUGUCAGCGAAGAAACGUUGGUAACAAUAACCAAAAAUGGAAUUAACAAAUAAUGAAACGAAGAUAAGUUAGAAAUAUCAUGAGGUUGCACAUUUCGACAUGUCUUAUGGCAGUUUUAGUUUCUGAAAUGACACAGUGUCUUUGUGCGAACACUGCGAACGAACAAAUGAAAGGGAAAUCGAGGAGGAAGAGAUAUGUCGCUUUUCCUGAAGGGUCCACUUUUAUUGCCACUCUAUGUGAUACUAUAGCGACAACUACUGGGUUUGCAAUUUAUUACGAAGGAAUAAAUUGGGGUACAGGUUGGUCGUUACCAAAUCGUUCCAGCGUCAUUGGUUACGUGACAGAAAACAAACAUAAAAGAAAAAGAAAACAAAGGAGAGACAUUUAUUCCAAAGUCGAGACCUUGUUGGAGGCAAUUGGAUACAACGGACCAUCAUGCAUAUACAGAGCGUUGUGUGAGGCACCCCGAAGGUUCAAAAGAAAAUCUACAAAAUUAUCAGAAGAGUUACUUCGUAUAUUUUUCUACUUUCCGCUUCACACCCUUUCUGAUGACGAGCCUUUUGAUCAUCGGUUUUACCACGAAGCACACAGGAUAGGCAGAUCGGUUGAGCAACAGGAUUGCGCUGAUAUGUAUCCUACAUGUACUAUUUCCUUGAUAGAUUUAGCACUAGGAUAUUACGACGGUUAG
This is a messenger RNA of Psylliodes chrysocephalus, 750 nucleotides long. NCBI's taxonomy places the organism in Eukaryota, Metazoa, Arthropoda, Insecta, Coleoptera, Chrysomelidae. The record is from the annotation of a GenBank genome assembly.